This is a messenger RNA of Diceros bicornis minor, 516 nucleotides long. It is a transcript of the gene NSG2, whose product is annotated as neuronal vesicle trafficking associated 2. Gene Ontology annotation, molecular function: clathrin light chain binding. Gene Ontology annotation, cellular component: endosome; membrane. Gene Ontology annotation, biological process: endosomal transport; G protein-coupled dopamine receptor signaling pathway; clathrin coat assembly. The coding region runs from base 1 to 516 and encodes 171 amino acids. Lineage: Eukaryota; Metazoa; Chordata; Mammalia; Perissodactyla; Rhinocerotidae. The transcript has 4 exons. The record is from RefSeq and is a predicted model, not a curated record.
AUGGUGAAGCUGACCAGUACCCCCAGCGAGAAGGGGACCAAGCCGCCUUCGGCUGAGGAUGGCUUCCAGACCGUCCCUCUCAUCACUCCCUUGGAGGUUAAUCACUUACAGCUGCCUGCUCCGGAAAAGGUGAUUGUGAAGACAAGAACAGAAUACCAGCCAGAACAGAAGAACAAAGGGAAGUUCCGGGUGCCGAAAAUCGCCGAAUUUACGGUCACCAUCCUCGUCAGCCUGGCCCUAGCUUUCCUUGCCUGCAUCGUGUUCCUGGUGGUUUACAAAGCCUUCACCUAUGACCACAGCUGCCCAGAGGGAUUUGUCUAUAAGCACAAGCGCUGUAUCCCGGCCUCCCUGGAUGCUUACUACUCAUCUCAGGACCCCAACUCCAGAAGCCGCUUCUACACGGUCAUCAGCCAUUACAGUGUGGCCAAGCAGAGCACUGCUCGGGCCAUUGGGCCGUGGCUGUCGGCGGCCGCCGUCAUCCAUGAGCCCAAGCCACCCAAGACCCAGGGCCACUAG